ACUCAACAAACAACAAAUAAGAAACAGCAUAAAAUAACUGAGAAAAUUAUGAAAAAAUAUGCCUAGGUGCUCUGCCCGCUGGAUUCUUCUUCAAAUUCCCGCAUCCUCCAUUUGAAAUCCAAAUCCAAUUUCUCAUCUCAUCUUCUUCUUCUUUGUCGUGGAGUUUGAAUCAGUUGGGAAAUGUCGAUAAGGAGUUUAAUCCAGGACAUCAAGUUCUCGCGGUCGCAGCGGGUGGUGGUUUCGGCGGCGAGGCCGGCCGGCGAGGCGGUGGGGGAGCCGUUGAAUCAGAUGUGCUGGGCGCAGAUGCCUCAGGAGUUGCUCAGAGAGGUGCUAGUGAGAAUCGAGGCCUCCGAGGCCGCUUGGCCGCCGCGGAAGAGCGUGGUCGCCUGCGCCGGUGUCUGCCGGAGUUGGAGGCACCUUACCAAGGAGAUCGUCAAGGCGCCGGAGUUCUCUGGGAAGCUGACCUUCCCCAUCUCCGUCAAGCAGCCUGGUCCGAGGGAUGACCUUGUCCGGUGCUUUAUCAAACGGAACCGUUCCACCCAAACAUAUUAUCUUUUUCUUGGUUUGACCCAUGCUCUAACUGAUGAAGGAAAGUUCUUACUUGCUGCAAGAAAGUUUAAACGCCCCACCUGCACUGAUUAUGUCGUCUCACUACAUGCUGAUGAUAUGUCCAAGGGGAGCAGCAACUAUAUCGGGAAACUGAGGUGUGCUGAAAGAUCAAACUUUUUGGGAACAAAGUUCACAAUAUUUGAUGGGCAGCCAAGUCAUUCGGGAGACAAGAUUGCAAAAAGCCGCUCCACUAGGCUUGUCAAUUUGAAACAAGUUUUCCCUAGGGUCCCUGCUGGCAACUAUCCAGUGGCUCAAAUCCAGUAUGAACUAAAUAUGAUGGGCUCCAGGGGUCCAAGGAGAAUGCAGUGUACCAUGGAUUCGAUUCCAUCCUCUUCAGUUGAACCUGGAGGAGUGGCCCCCACACAGGCAGAGUUUUCACAUAAUAAUGCAGAAUUAUUUCCAUCCCUCCCAUUUUUCCGAUCGAAAUCAAACCGCGUUGAGAGUUUUCUGUCAGGGCCUUUGGCCAGACAGAAAUAUGGGGUGCUGGUGUUAAGAAACAAGUCUCCUCGGUGGCAUGAACAACUCCAGUGUUGGUGUUUGAACUUUCAUGGACGAGUAACAGUUGCUUCAGUGAAAAACUUUCAGUUGGUGGCUUCUCCCGAAAAUGGACCCACAGGACCAGAACACGAGAAGAUCAUCCUCCAAUUUGGGAAAGUGGGCAAGGAUUUAUUUACCAUGGAUUACCGGUAUCCAAUAUCAGCAUUCCAGGCAUUUUCAAUCUGCCUCAGUAGCUUUGACACCAAGAUUGCUUGUGAAUAAAGUCCAGGAGCAGCUAUAGUGGGUUGAUUCAAUGAGGCUGUUCGCUGAAGGUGAUUGACUGAUCGUAGUGCUGGGAUUGGCAGGCAUACAGCAUGCUCAGACGCUCCAGCCCUUCCUGGAUCAUGAUUUUGCCAAAUCCUGGAGGAGUUCUGGAAUUUAAAGAUGGAGAGCUUUGGUUCUUGGUCAUCCACCAUGUGCUGUAAAUUUUACUUCUUAAAUGUACAUAGUAGCCUAUGUUUACAAACCCUGUUUUCCUGAAAUUUGACCACAUUUGAUUUUAUACGUAUAUUUUGUUUCGUCAGUA
Molecule: messenger RNA, 1672 nt
Organism: Pyrus x bretschneideri (Chinese white pear)
Lineage: Eukaryota; Viridiplantae; Streptophyta; Magnoliopsida; Rosales; Rosaceae
Product: tubby-like F-box protein 3
Exons: 6
Coding region: 181-1368 (395 amino acids)
Molecular function (GO): protein binding
Source: RefSeq, a predicted model, not a curated record